AUGGAAGACCUGCUCCUGCAGGCAACCAACUUUAAGGAAUUGCUCAACCACCUGCAGGUUGUCUUCGACAUCUGCUUUGAGGAAGGCAUCACCCUCAGCAUUGACAAGUUUGAAAUUGGCAAGAGGGUGCCCUUUGCUGGGUUUAUUGUCUCCAAAGCCGGCAUGACGCCCGACCCCGCCAAGGUGGAGGCCAUCUCUGCCUUCCCCUCCCCUAAGAACUUGAUGGGCCUCCGAUCCUUCAUGGGCCUUGCCAACCAGCUUGCGUCCUUCAUGUCAGACUUCGCUCACACCACCACGAGGAUGAGGGAACUGCUGAAAAAGUCCUCUGCUUGGCUUUGGCUAAAUGAGCAUGAGGAGGAGUUCAGGAGGGUUAAGGCCAUCCUUUCGUCCACACAUGUGGUUAAGCCGUUUGACCAGUCACUCACCACCGAGCUCAUGACAGAUGCGUCGAACCUGUAUGGGCUCAGGUACGCGCUCAUCCAGUGUGGGAGCUGCACGUUGUCUCCUGCCCAGUGCAACUAUGCCGUUUUCGAGCUCGAGCUCAUGGCUGUGUGGUUGCAACGGCUCCAAGAAAAUUCGGCCCAGUACAAAUUCGUGGUCAUGUGGACUCCCGGCAAACGCCAUUUGAUCGCUGAUCACCUAAGCCGGUACCCUGUGCUUGGUCCCUCACAUGCCCUUGACAAGGGGCUUGCCCUCUGCGCGGCCAUCUCCAUUAAUGACCCCACCCUCCAUAUCAUUUCCUCCAACAUUGACGAGGAGUACCGCUUGCUUGCCCUCGCGCUCAGGGCCGGAGGGGGCCUCCCUCCUGAUUUGUGUGAGUACGCCGGCCUCUUUGGUGGGCUCAGGGUGGAAGGUGACCUCAUCCUUAUGGGAGAACGUCUCUUUGUGCCGCGCCCAGCGCGCCCAUCCAUCAUUGAGCUCCUCCAUACAUCCCACUCUGGCAUCAAUAAGACUUACAAGCUGGCAUCCCAGCUUUAUGUGUGGCCAACCCUUCGGAAUGAUGUCCGGAACCGGGUAGCUUCCUGCACAAAAUGCGUGGCAGCACUCCCCUCGCAGGAGGCAGCACCAGUGGUCCCGGAAGGGGCCUCGUUCCCCAUGGAAGCGGUAGCUGUGGACCUGUUUGACCUCAAGGAUUCCACAUUCAUGGUGAUGGUCGACCGUUACUCGGGCUUCCCCUUCACAGCAAGGUUGUCUUUGACAUCCACAGAAGCAGUGUGGUCCACUCUUAUGGAGUGGUUCUAUCUGGUGGGGUUCCCAACCACCAUCAAGACGGACAACGGCCCACAGUUCCGCGGCCCGUUUGCGGCACUCUCCGUGGAUGCGGGGAUCAAGCACGUCACAUCCUCCCCCUACCACCUUGCCUCCAACGGACUGGCCGAAUCUGGAGUGAAGGCCAUCAAGACUCUACUCAGGAAGGUGGGCUGGACUGACAAUGCCAAGUUUUGGGGUGCCCUUCUUGAGUGGCGUUGCACGCCCAGGGUGGAUGGCUUUUCGCCAGCGGACGCCUUUCACGCCCGCAGAGUCCGCUCACGGCUACCCUCCGCCCACCAGGACGGCGUGUUUGACCGCCAAGCUUUUGCUGAUGCACGAUCGUCAUAUCGCGACCAGAUGGUGAAGAGCGCUUGGGGCCGCCCUCUGAAGCCCCUAGUGAUUUGCCAACACGUCCAGAUACAAGAUGUCUCGGAAAAAUCGUGGAGCUUUAGCACGGGAACGAUUGUUGAGGCCCUCCCGAACGGCCGCUCCCCUACCGGAUACCAUUGCAACAAAACAAUGACGUUUCAUUAA
Messenger RNA from Tigriopus californicus, 1785 nucleotides. RefSeq lists its product as uncharacterized. The record is from RefSeq and is a predicted model, not a curated record. The transcript is spliced from 3 exons. Gene Ontology annotation, molecular function: nucleic acid binding. The coding region runs from base 1 to 1785 and encodes 594 amino acids. Gene Ontology annotation, biological process: DNA integration. NCBI's taxonomy places the organism in Eukaryota, Metazoa, Arthropoda, Copepoda, Harpacticoida, Harpacticidae.